GUCUGUCGCUCAGAUGCUGAUUUACUCCCACAAGUGAGAACAAAGAGAGUGUUUCUGCAAAACACAGAUGAGAGUCCAACAACAUCAGCUCGACACACACACUGCUCCUUGGACACUAGUGACUAAAUCGUCCAGUCAUGGCAAACACGGGUCUUCAGGUGAUGGGUCUGGUCUUAGGCGUCGCAGGCUGGGCGUUCGGGAUCCUGGUCUGCGCCGCCCCCUGGUGGCGCGUGUCAGCAUUCGUAGGGGACGAGCUGGUGGUGUCUCAGGUGCUGUGGGAGGGGCUGUGGAUGACGUGUCUGUCGCAGUGGGGCCGCCUGCAGUGUAAAGUCUACGACUCCGGCCUCGCCCUCUCAAGCUCCGCCCAGAUGUGCCGCGCCCUGUGCGUGCUGUCGCUGCUCCUGUGUUUGUUGGCACUUUUGCUCAGCAUAAUCGGGCUCAAGUGCACACGCUGCCUUGGGGACGCGCAUGAGACCAAAGCACGGCUGGUGCAGGUCGGCGCGGCGCUGUUCGUCGCGGCUGCGUUUUUCUUCCUUUUGCCGGUGUGUUGGACCGCGUAUGUUAUAAUACGCGAUUUCUACGAUCCGAAUGUCGCCGCGCCGCUCAAACGUGAACUCGGACCGGCGCUCUACCUGGGAUGGGCCGUGACCGUGCUGAUGCUAGCAGGCGGGGCUUUGUUGUAUUUAGGCUCCGCCUCCCCUGGAGUUCCAGCUUUGCCUGUUUUUGGAAGAGGACCCAAAGGAAACCCUCCGUCCACAGCAGAGAGCAAACCGGAAAAGGUCUUCGUGUAAAACAGGCCCAGUGGUCACCUAGAAGGUUCAAUCUGCAGAAAUGCAGGAAUACUAUCAUAUACUCACUAUCAUGACAUUCAAAAACUGUAUGCAUGUUUUCUCUCUCUCUGUGAAACAAAACUGAAUUUUUGCAUGAACUUUAUGUAAACCAGCUCUUUUGAUUUGAUUUGAUUUGAUUUGAAUUGGCUCUUUAUUAUCCAUUCUUGUGGAAAUUAGGCGUUGGUCUUCCACAGGUGGUACAUCAUAUGCAUACAGCUUAUUCACAACACACAAAAACACAAUAAACUUAUAAUAAAGUGAAAAAAAAUCCAAAUAGCAAUCACAUGACUUGUGUGCGCUAAAAAAGGGGGUUCGAAUUGGCAUGAAGGUAAAUUUUUGUACAAUCUGCCCUUGAAAGGCUGAAUCUGGAUACAUUUCCAAACCAUUAAGCCUUUAGCAACUUGUUGAUUUCUGAUGGAUUAGUAAAUUCUGAUUUUAAAUAUUUAUGUCUUCUUUCAAUUAAUGAUUAUAUCUCAUGCAAUUUAUUUAUUGAUGUCUCAUUGUGUAUUAUUUGUCUAAUAAACCUAAUAGAAUAAUGUAAGUUGGCUGCAUGUUGACUUACCAUGCAUUGCACGCGUGUGUUAACGCGUUGGCGGGAAUCACACAGCACAAUAGCAGAAUACAGGACAGAGACAAUAAACAGAGUGUCCACUGUUGCUCUGAUGAUGUCAUCAUGCUGGAGGACGUGUGGAAUAUGAGCUCGUGUUCCACAGAACUCCUUCAGAAGCCCUGCAUGGAAACAUCCACCAUUAGACGAGGAUGAAUUAAUCAACAUCAAUACUUUAGAGACAUUACACUCUUACAUAUAAAGGUUCCAAAAGGGUGUUUUUGCAGUGAUGCCACAGAAGAACCAUUUAUUUUUGGUUCCCCAAAGAACCUUUCAGUGAACAGUUCCUAAAAGAAAUAUUUUGAAGAACAUUUUUCGACUAUAAAGAACCUUUUCUGCAUUUGAAAGUUUCCCUGGAUGUUCAAGGUUCUUCAUAGAAGCAUUAAUGCCAAUAAAAAACCUUUAUUUUAAGAGUGUAGCGACUCCCGCAGAAAGAGUGGCUUGUUUGUUGAUUUUAAAUUGGGCUCAUUUGUUACCCCUAGUGGUUGAAAGGGGGAAAAUUAUAAAGAUGUGACUACAGAUGAAUGAUUCAGCCAGUAGCUGUAUUACUGCAGCUGUCCACAAGACGGCAGUCAAACCCAGAUCUCACACUCUAAAAAAUAAGGGCACUUUAUUGCCAUCUGUGGUUCCUUGAAGGACCUUUAACAUUUGUGGAGUUUGUGGAGUCCACCUAAUUUUUCCCAUAAGAGCACGGAAAUUUGUAAAUUGUAUGGGUCUGGAUUCCAGUCUCAUCUGUAUCCAGAUAUUUUUAGUUGUACAAAACAGCUUGUUUAUGCUGCUUGAUAUUGCAAAUUGUGUCUUAACAUAUUAUUUUCAUUUAUUAUCUUAAUUGCCAAACUGGAAAGUAUUUUUUCAUGGAUUACAUAUUAUUUACACAAUAGUAAUAAAUCUUUUUUAUUAUUA
Labeo rohita (rohu) is the source of this 2340-nucleotide messenger RNA. It is a transcript of the gene cldn31, whose product is annotated as claudin-9. Gene Ontology annotation, biological process: cell adhesion; bicellular tight junction assembly. Gene Ontology annotation, molecular function: structural molecule activity. Gene Ontology annotation, cellular component: plasma membrane; bicellular tight junction. The transcript is spliced from 2 exons. The record is from RefSeq and is a predicted model, not a curated record. Lineage: Eukaryota; Metazoa; Chordata; Actinopteri; Cypriniformes; Cyprinidae. Bases 138 to 791 code for a protein of 217 amino acids.